AUGACAAGGUAUAUAAUAAAUCGCUGUGUUGUUUGCGUAAGUGAUAAAGCUCAAACUGAAAAUAACAUCAUGGGUGAACUUCCACCUCCACGAGUCUCUCCUUCAAGACAAUUUUCUCAUACGGGUAUUGAUUAUGCCGGGCCAUUUAUGGUAAGAAACAAUUCUGGUCGUGGAUCGAAAUCCCAUAAAACUUGGAUCGCUAUUUUUGUGUGUCUUUCAAUUAAAGCGAUACAUCUAGAAUUAGUUCAUGAUUAUUCGACACCAACGUUUUUGGCAGCUUUCAGGCGCUUCACAUCUCGACGCGGAAUUCCAAGUGACAUUUAUAGCAAUAAUGGCACAAAUUUUCGUGGUGCCGAUCGUGAGCUUUCGAAGACCUUUCAAUCUCUUAAGAAGGAUUCAGAUCUGGUAAAUUGUUUUGCGUCAGAUGGAACAACUUGGCACUUCAUGCCACCUAUAGCUCCGAAUUUUGGUGGCCUAUGGGAGGCUGGUGUCAAGAGUGUUAAAACUCAUUUGCGAAAAAUAUUGUUAAAUUCGACGCCAACUGCUGAAGAACUGACUACGUUACUUUCCCAAAUUGAGAGUUGCUUAAAUUCUCGACCGUUAGUCGCGAUUAAUGACGAUCCAGAAAGUCUCGAUGUUCUUACACCGGGUCAUUUUUUAAUAGGUUCGGCCUUGAAAAUUGUACCUUCUCCGUCGCUUUUGAAUGUAAACACUAAUUACUUGACUCGUUGGCAAUUUUAUCAACGUAUUUUAGAGACAUUUUGGAGGUCAUGGAGUAGAGUUUAUUUACAGACCUUGCAACAACGAGUCAAGUGGUUCUUGAAAAAACCUAAUCUAAGAAUUGGCGACAUAGUUUUAUUAAAAAAUGCGAAUUCUCCACCUGCGAAGUGGGAUUUAGCACGUGUGAUCAAAUGUAUAUUUGGACGAGAUGGUGUUGUACGUGUAGUACACGUUAAAACUAGUAAAUCGGAAUAUGUUCGACCGAUUUGA
Leptopilina heterotoma is the source of this 990-nucleotide messenger RNA. RefSeq lists its product as uncharacterized. Gene Ontology annotation, molecular function: nucleic acid binding. Lineage: Eukaryota; Metazoa; Arthropoda; Insecta; Hymenoptera; Figitidae. The transcript has a single exon. The record is from RefSeq and is a predicted model, not a curated record. Gene Ontology annotation, biological process: DNA integration. Bases 1 to 990 code for a protein of 329 amino acids.